AUGAAGCUUAGUCUCUUCAUCUUCUUUUUGCUUUCGGCGCUGGCCAUUGCCUCCAAUGUCCUGGAGACUGAGACCAAUGUUUCGGAGGAAAGCACGCUCGUAGCCAGAGCAAAGGCUACACCGACUAAGUACAUCUGUGGCGCGAAGAACAGCAGCUGCGGAAGUAAGAGGAGCAAGAAGGGAUCCAAGACGAGAGCUUGCCCGGUUAGUGGUGGCAAGAAGUCCAAGAAGACCAGCCGCUCUCUUGCUCCUGUUCUCACCCGUCGUACACUUGAUUCCGUCAGCAACGCCAACACAUAUGUUCCAACGCAGGCUAUCAAGCACAAAGCGACUGAGCUUGAUUACACCUAUAUCGGUCAUGUGUAUGCCGUUUCUAAACAUGGAUCUUUUGCGAAUAAACCUCAGGUCAUCCCACUCACUGGUCUCGAGGGCUGCACAGGUAUUGCUGUAGUUUCUGAAAAGGGGUACUGGAUAAGCCAUUUCAUGGAAGUUGCUAUGGAUGGCGAUCAACCGGACCACAAGACGAUGUGGAGCCAUCUGAUCAAGGAUGCGACGCACGGAAAGGCUGGCAAGUACACGCCGCCUCACCAAUUGUCCGAUAUCUUCGACGCAGACUCCAAGCCCAAGAUAUACAUCUCGCGCCCCAAACACAACGGCGUCAAGCUCUACACGCCUCUAAUCAAUCAGAUCAUGGCCCAAAUCAAGAAAGGCCCGCUGGCGCAUGCCUCCGAGAUAGAGUUUGACUAUAAGAAGAUGAUGGGCGAAGCGGAGAAGAACACACUCGGCGAGACAACCGCACGUGGCAAGAUGCUCGUCGAAUACACCAACGACCAGCAGAAGGACUCCAAGACGCAGUCACCGCAGCAAGCCAUGUACCGAGUCUGGCUUGAAGACAAAGACUACUCCAAUACCUGGCCCGCGCUGAAAACGCAGCAAGGCACUGCCGGCGACGAGGAAGCGGCGGACAAGGUUACCAAGAAAGAAUACACGGACCACUGCCUCGUCGACACAUCGAAAACUAUUCCCAAAGACAACCUCGACGACAUCCUUGCUGCGAUCUGUAACAAAGCACAGCUGGAUGGUAAGUACUUCUCCUUCCUGCUCACGGAUGCGUGGGAUGCUGAUUAG
Molecule: messenger RNA, 1128 nt
Organism: Didymosphaeria variabile
Lineage: Eukaryota; Fungi; Ascomycota; Dothideomycetes; Pleosporales; Didymosphaeriaceae
Exons: 4
Coding region: 1-1128 (375 amino acids)
Source: RefSeq, a predicted model, not a curated record